This is a messenger RNA of Colletotrichum higginsianum IMI 349063, 1344 nucleotides long. Its product is annotated as HAD-superfamily subfamily IIA hydrolase. Gene Ontology annotation, cellular component: mitochondrion. Gene Ontology annotation, biological process: glycerophospholipid biosynthetic process. The record is from RefSeq and is a predicted model, not a curated record. Lineage: Eukaryota; Fungi; Ascomycota; Sordariomycetes; Glomerellales; Glomerellaceae. The transcript has 2 exons. The coding region runs from base 1 to 1344 and encodes 447 amino acids.
AUGGCUCCCAACCACCGAGCUUCCUCAACCGGCAGUUUCAUCGAAAACAUCGUGGCUGCCCGGAAGCAGUUGGAUAGCAUGGCCUUGAGCACCCCCGACUCUUCGCUUGACGGCUCCGAUGGCUCGCCCGGUGGCUCUGCCGGCUCGUCCGCGCUCGGUAGCCCUGCCGGCGCUCUUUCACCCGUCACCCCCACACUCGACGCACCCGUGGCCGACAGCUUCGCUUUCGCCUUCGACAUCGACGGCGUUCUGAUCAGAGGCGGUCGUGCCAUCCCCGAGGCCGUCGAGGCCAUGAAGGUGCUCAACGGCGAGAACGAAUACGGCAUUCAGAUUCCGUACAUUUUCCUCACCAAUGGUGGUGGCAAGACGGAAGAGGAGAGAUGUGGCGAUUUGUCGAAGCAGAUGGAAAUCGAAAUCUCUCCAGCACAAUUCAUCUGCGGCCAUACCCCUAUGAGGGAAAUGGCCGAACGAUUCAACACUGUUCUCGUCGUCGGUGGUGAAGGCGAGAAGUGCCGUCAAGUGGCCGAGGGCUACGGCUUCAAGGAUGUCAUCACCCCUGGCGACAUCAUCAAGCACAACUCCGCCACGACACCCUUCCGCAAACUCACGCAGGACGAGUUGACCAACUCCCGUGAGCGUGACUUUACCGACGUCACCAUCGAAGCCAUCUUUGUCUUCGCCGAUUCUCGCGACUGGGCCGGCGACAUCCAGAUCAUGCUCGACCUCGCCAUGUCCAAGGGCGGUAAGAUUGGUACCCUGAGCGACACCCUGGACGAGGGCCCGCCAAUCUACUUCUCCCACAACGACAUUGUCUGGUCUGCCGCCCACGACAACGUUCGCCUCGGCAUGGGUGCGCUUCGCCGCAUGCUCGAGGUCAUCUUCAAGGACGUCACCAAGAAGAAGGGCAAGCUGCACACCCACGCCUUUGGCAAGCCCCAGGUCAGCACCUUCGAGUUCGCGACGCGACUUUUGCAGCAAUGGAGACGCCAGCAGCACGGCCUCGACGCACCGCCCGAUACUGUCUACUUUGUUGGCGACACGCCCGAAAGUGACAUCCGCGGUACCAACCUCUACAACGAGCACGCCGAUAACGAAUGGCACAGCAUUCUUGUCAAGACUGGCGUUUAUCAGGACGGCACCGAGCCCGCCUACAAGCCCAAGGCCACUGUGCCUACCGUUCUGGAUGCCGUCCGCUACGGUAUUCAACGCGAGAUUCGCAAGCGUGUUGUCUCUUCUUUGCGGAAAGACAUCCUUGGCGAGGCCGAUUGCCUGCGCGCCAUGCAGGAGAAGGACAGUGCCGUUCUGACUCCUCUCGAAGAGCGCACGCAACCGAUUCUGGGCUGA